Messenger RNA from Larimichthys crocea (large yellow croaker), 3543 nucleotides. RefSeq names its product schwannomin-interacting protein 1. The record is from RefSeq and is a predicted model, not a curated record. Gene Ontology annotation, cellular component: plasma membrane; cell junction. NCBI's taxonomy places the organism in Eukaryota, Metazoa, Chordata, Actinopteri, Sciaenidae. Gene Ontology annotation, biological process: positive regulation of hippo signaling. The coding region runs from base 813 to 1652 and encodes 279 amino acids. The transcript is spliced from 7 exons.
CGACGCUCCUGCGCAUGUCACCACUUUUCACCUGCCUGUGAGAACUUGUUGGUGACACAGAAGUAAAGAAACGCCAGAGUAACUUUUUGAAACGUCACACAGUGACGCAAUGAAGCAGCCUUCACACUGUGUGUGUGUGUGUGUGUGUGUGUGUGUGUGCGUGUGAGAUCACCUGUAGUUUGAACAGACAUCGCAAGGAGCGAGUGAAAUAGGACACCUCCGUCAAGCUAACACGGCUCAGAUCCGGUUUGACCGGAAACACGCUGCGACUGACGUCUGGAAAAAAACUAAAGAGUGUGUUUAGGGUUCAACGUUUCUGUGUUUGUCUGUCUCGUUUUAAUAUUUAGCCUACAUAUUACAUACGCGCCCGCGCGCAGCUCACGAGAUUGCUGCGUCAGCUAGCUAACAGCCGUAGCUGUAGAAAGGAGACUUUUAUUUUGAAGGCAGUGACAGGAAGUGGUUCAUCUGAAUUUUUCACUUUCCAACUUGUUCCUGUGCGAAAUUCCUCAAGUUCGAUUCCUUUGUAUGUUUGGACCGAGGCUGAGUGGAUGUGUGGCAGGCGAACAGCCACGGAGACAAAGAUGUCCUGCGGUCUAUCAGUGAGAAAGCAGGCCGAGUCGAGUGCGCUGUGAGCGGACACACUCUGCGCUGCUCCGGGCUGCUUGACUUCAGAAGACGGAGGGAGGUGAAGGGAAGAUAAGGAGGAGCCGAGGAAGGAGCCGAACGAACUAUGUGGCAAAAUACAACUAGGUCUGUGACAAACAGAGCUAAGCCGUGCUGAGCCGUGCUGAGCUGAGCUGAGACAAAGUGAGAUGGAAGGAGAGAAGGAGAGACAAAUGCAGCAGCGAGAGGAGAAGGAGAGUAAUGAGGCAGAAGACGACAGGAGGAGUGAUGACGAUGCUGACAAUGAAGAGGAGGAGGACGAAGGUUCCGAUGGUGCGGCGCUGGUGUGGCAGGAAGGCUACGGCGAGGACAGCCUGGGCCUUCCCAUCAUGCACUGGGAGGCACUGAGCCUGCGCAUCGCUGAGCUGGAGAAGCAAGAAGAGGAGAAAAAAGAGAAGAAGGAAAAGAGUGGAGCUUCUCUGGAGCGAGGCAGAGCUCCGGUGAGCUGGACAGAGGAGAGAGGGAGGAGAGCAGAGAGCUGGGACGACGGAGACGACGCCUGCAACAGCCAUGUGCUGGCACUCACCUCCCGCCUGCAGACACAGAUGAACCUUCAGCUCUGCUUUAUCAACAACAGUGAAAGUGAAGAAGAGGAGGAGAAGAAGGAGGGAGAGGUCAGCAAGAAGGAAAUCAGCAACACACGAAGAGGGACUGUCCAGGUCCACAAGAACCCUCAGCCUCCUGCCAAGCCAGAGAAGUCCAAAUCCAGAGGCCUCAGGAACACUCUGAGGAACCUACGAGACCGACUGAGAACAGACCACAAAACGCUUCCUGCAGCAUGUAGUCCUCCUGUAGUCCAGAGAAGACAUUUGGAGCGCAGUGAUUUACAAAACUUCAGUAUUAAGGACCUAAAAGCUCUCUCCAUGUCUCUCAGCCAGGCCAUACAAGACCUGAGCUCAGAGCUGGUGGGUCGCCUCCAGGUCCGAGACCAGCUGAGGACAGAGCAGGAUGCCAUGCUGCUGGAGGUCCAGGAUCUGACAUCACUGUGAACCUGCCAGUCGCUCCCAGCUGAAGUCCACCUGUUGAGUCGAAUUUGAAAGAGCAUCACAAUGUGUGAACACAAACAUCUCAGUCAGUCCCUCCUGCCACUGGUCUGACCAGCCAAUCACUGUGAAGAAAGGACACAAAGUAUUUUUAACGUUGUUGUCUAGUUGCAUAUUUAUAAGAGAAGCUUUUGUCUCACUAAAGACAGUGUCCACCAGCAGUGGUUUGACCUCACAUGGGACAGGAGCAGCUUUGUCAGCAGGUAACUGAGCUGGACACAACAAUCAGUGGAUGGUGUCAUUUUUUUUAAAAUAUGCUCUUUUGCCUUCUCACUGAGUCAGAUUCAAGAAUCGGUACAAGUUUCAUCUCCACUGCAGAUAAAAGUCUGGAUCACGCCAAACCCGGCUGCCUGGAAGCAAGGCUUUCACACCGGGUCCAGACCAGAUUCUGAUCUUAUGUGAGGAAAAUCAGAAUGGUCAUUAAAUGUUUAUCCAGUGUUGAUGAAAGUUAGCUUCAUUUCUCUCCCUUACAGGUAACUUGUGGAGUGUUUGACCAUAAGCGUGAUAAAUACUCCUGCCCUCUACUCAUUGGCAGCUGGUGGCAGUAACGUGGCAAGAAUCCUAUUAUAAUAUUAUAUGAUAAAUGCCUGCUAUUCAAAGAUGUAAACUAGAAUUCUAGAAAAGUAGAAAAGAAAAGUAAAAAUAGUUGUUUUGUGCGAGCUCAUGAGCAAAAGUUUGCUCUGACAUUCUGUGGUGUGCUUUAUGUUAACCAACAUUCCACACUGACUGAACAUUAUGUUGGUGAUGACAGUUCAUCGGUUCGAAACACUUUGGUUUCUUCUGUAUUCAGCAUGUAGCCUUUAAGGAGCAGCAUCCAGCCUGUGAAGUGCUGCUGAUCUUUUAUCAACACUGGAGCGACACUCACGUUGUGUUCAGCGUCUUUUCUAUAAAAGGGAUUCUGUUGACAAGCUGCUAUACUGCCAACAGAACAGUCUUUGUUUCUCUGAUCUUUUUAUAGAAAUUACUUUUUUUUUUAUUCAUGCAUGUUUUUAUUUUAGUUCUGUAGAACAAAUGAAGCACAUUUUAAUUUUUCUUCACUAAAGUGCUUUCAAAGAUAUGUUUAUCUUUGUAUUCAAUCAUUGUUUGCUUGGCACAAGUCUUUGAUAUUUUUACAAAAAAACGUUUACCUUCAUAAAUUCAGUAUAAUAUACAUCUCCACAGCAUUCAUUCCAACAGUACAAAGUCAACUUCAACUUUUCUCUCUGCUGUUUGCUGCCAUCAAUAAAAGCCAACCUGCUGUGUGCUUGCUGCAGGUUUCACCUUCAGAAUGCUCCUUCAGGAACUGUUGACUUUCAUUCACAGCAGUUUAACAGAAUGAAAACACAAGAAAGUGGAAGUCAUUUGAAAUGAUGAAACUGAAUACAGCAGCAUUUUCUUGAAAUGUAUUGAAUACCAGAGUUUAUUUCUGAGUUUACCAAUAUUGUGGACCAAACACAUAUUUCAUGUUUCAUUUCUCCUGUGGCCUUUGACACUUCUGGUCAGUUUAGUGUGUUGGGCUCUGAUGAGUGGACAUUACAGUACACUCACUACACUCCCUAAUUUUGUUAUUGCACUCAUCACAUCCUCGUGAUCCGCAAUAAGCCAAUCAUACAAGGACUGAUCAUGGUUUUUACUGAUGUUGCCUUUGUGUCUAAAUCCAUGUGGGCUGAUGAAACAAGCUAAUCUGAAUGAGUUUAAUGGCGUCCUGCAAAUUCUUUGUUUCAUCAGUAAAGAAAUCAGCAGCCAAUCAUGCUUAAUUUAAACGUUGUCUUAAUGUUCUUACUCUGUGUAUUAAAUAAACUGGUGGUGGGUUUACAUUUGAUAACAGUAAAAAAAGAAUAAAGUAUUAUUCCAGUCA